This is a messenger RNA of Gongylonema pulchrum, 291 nucleotides long. The record is from the annotation of a GenBank genome assembly. Lineage: Eukaryota; Metazoa; Nematoda; Chromadorea; Rhabditida; Gongylonematidae.
AUGCGUACUUUCUUAGAACUUUCAAAAGUUUGCUUUGAAGGUAAGCAGGAAUUCUGCGAUUAUGUAUUCAAUUAUAACAGCAUCGAUUACUGCUACAGUAUCCACUACGUCAACGCUGGGAAGUACCCCGACUAUGAAAUUUUCAAGAAUAUGGAAACUGUUGAUCAGCUGCUCUGCCAACCGGAUGAGAGCAGUGCGCGGCCAGUUUUCUCCAGUGUGACGUUUCGGAAUGAAGCCGAAUUCCAUUUUGUCACAAAUGUUUAUCGAAGUAUGCACCUGGUUAAGAAGUAG